AGUCGGAUGAUCUUCAGUUGAACGUUUGUAGUUGGAGAGUGAAUAUGUACGAGUGAUUACCAUCGGAAAGUAGGUCUUUAGACCUUAAUGAAUAUAGACAAGGGUCUUAAAGGUUUUAUUUUGGAUAUUGGUCUCAUAUUGAGCGACAGUUAAAAGGCAGCCAAAUCUUUGUGCAAUAUUUUUACUUGGAUUGAUCGACUACAAAGCCUCAAUGCCUGGAAUAAUGAUUGACGUGGAUUCUCAGUAUUGCCCCUCCCCAAGACGACCCAACAGCCUGGAGUUGACCAGCUGCUUGACCCUGGAAAUGGACAACGACCUGGAGAAUAACAACAAUUCUAUCAAUGACAACAACAACACAAGUCCAUUUAACAGAAAUCACAACUCGUCUCGAAAUAAGAAGAAAAGAAGGAGGGCAGCUGACAUACCAGAAAAGCAAUUUAAAGACCUUUACAGACCAACUGGGGAAAUGCUUGGGAAUGGAUCUUAUGCAUCUGUACAAACUUACAAAAAUAUCCACACCAACAAGGAGUAUGCAGUUAAGAUCAUAGAAAAAGAUAAUGGAAGAUCAAGAAGCAAAGUUUUCAAAGAGAUUGAGAUAUUCCAUUUGUGCCAAGGACACGAUAACAUCUUGCAGCUAUAUGAAUAUUUUGAAGAGGCUGAGCGGUUCUACCUUGUGUUUGAUAAAAUGCAAGGAGGUACCCUUCUCGCCAACAUCGAACGACGAGGUCACUUGACCGAGAGUGAAGCAAGUUUGGUUGUUCGUGACAUUGCAAGAGCUUUAGAUUUUCUUCACCGGAAAGGAAUUGCUCAUAGGGAUUUAAAACCUGAAAACAUUUUGUGUGAAAAAACUGAUGAGGUGGUACCUAUCCGAAUCUGUGACUUUGACCUUGCCAGUGGAGUUCCAGUCAGUCAGAAUGACAACUGUACCACCCCUGAACUACUCACCCCCGUUGGUUCAGCCGAGUACAUGGCACCUGAAGUUGUGGAUGCCUGGGUGGGGGAGUCUUUUAAAUACGACAAAAAAUGUGAUCUGUGGAGUCUUGGAACUAUAUUGUAUAUCAUGCUGUGUGGGUGCCCCCCAUUUUAUGGUCAGUGUGGCGAAGAUUGUGGAUGGGAGAGAGGAGAGACUUGCCAAGACUGUCAGGACAGUCUCUUCACCAGGAUCCAGGAUGGCAUCUUUGAGUUUCCAGAAAAUGAGUGGAGUGACAUCUCUGAAGAAGCCAAGGAUUUGAUCCGUAAACUGUUAGUUAGGGAACCCAGAAAGAGACUGUCAGCUGUGGAGGUUCUUCACCACCCCUGGGUCCAGUCUCCUCCUGCAGCCACUCCCUUGGCAACACCCAGAGUGCUUACCAGAAACAACAGUACUAAAGACCUGGAAUGCUUUGCCAGCGAAGCGAUAUCCAUCAACCGCAUGAUGCAGCAACACUUGUUGAUAUCGGAACCAGCCUCCUUUUUCAUUGGCAACAGAGAUGGCGAUUUGCUGGAGGAGUCUGAAGAGACAGAUUCCGGAGAUGACCUCUUUGUGCCCUCCAUCAAACUUUCCCCUCCCUGUUCAGGACUUGCCAAACGACGCACAUGUACUACAAUGCAUAAUCUGAACACAUCAGGCGAACAGAGUGACAGUGUUGACUCUUUUCCCAGUUCACAUUCCUCCACCUAUGGCUUGAGUGUGUAGUCAUUUUUAUCAUUUCCAUUCAAGACAUUCUUUCAUAGAAACUAUUCAGGGAUCUUGCGUUUUUUCAAAGUAUAUUUAGCUAUGUUAAAAACAAUUUAAUAGCAGAAAAGAAAAGAUAUCCAAUGUCUUUCAAGUCUAUAUAGAAAAAUAAUAUUGAGACAUAUUGUCUUCAUUGUGAGAGAGGGAUUGAUUAGAGAAAGAUGGAAGAUUGAAAACAACAGAAGAGUGCUCUAAACGAAUAAGCAAUCAAAGAAAUCAAUGUAAGUUUGUGUGUGUGUAUGAAUGUUUGAAAAAUUUAUGAAUGAAGGGAAUUGAAAGGAAGUGGAAAGAGUACUUAAUGGUUGUGAAAAUGAGAUUAGUAUUUUUUCAAGUACAUUUCUUUUCUGAAAUGUUAACAUUGUUAUAUUUUUUAGUGUCCAUGUGUUCGAUUUUAUCUGUUUUUUCAUGUUUCCAUUUGUAUUUUUACAGUUAUUGCAUAGAAAUGAUUUUAAAUUGAAGCAGUCUUAUUUCUAGGACUUAGCAAUUUGUAGAUUUCCAAAUUUUCUUCUAUAGCACUCUUGUUUAAGAGGCAUUGUUUUGAUUUUUUUGUAUUGAAAACCAGUAAUACUUUUCCCAAUUUCUAAAUAUGAACAAAACCAUGUUUUUGAUAUUACUACUAACUUUCAAAAAAUAUCUUCAUUCAGAAAUGUUAAACUUUAUAUGUCAUAUUGGUGCCAUUAUAAUUUGUGCAUAGAGAAUUGUUCAUGCUAGAAGCAAGACACAAUGUAUGUCUGAGGAUCUAAGGCCUGGAAAAAGUUGAAAUCCGUCAUUGUUAUACAAUAUUAUACCUCUUGUCUUUGUCAAUGUCCAUGUGCUAAAAUUAGUCAAAAAGGAAUUCCUGGAUGGCAACAGGAUUUUCAUGUGAUAUUUAACUCAUCAAAUGACUGUGGUGUUAAAGAGAAGACUGCCUUGUAUUUGAGCUUGUUGUUGCCAAUAUUUGUUUGAAGAAAAAAAUAUUGUUUAAAAAAAGUGCAUUUUAUAUGCGAGCUUGUUAUUCAUGUUUUAGUUAACCAAUUUUUUCAAAUCUGUAUGUUUUGUUUUAUAUAGAAAAUUCAACAGAUAUCAUUUUUCAUGAAAAAAAGGUACAUCAUUUUUACAAAAAUCCUUUAAAAUGGAUCCCUUGUAAUAUGGUAGGUUGGGUGGGGGUGAAAAGAAUUUAUAAAUAAGACUGUUACCAUCAGGUUAAGUGUCAAGUCAUGGUUUGAUAAUGAAGUAUACCUCUGAAAACGAAAAGAUUGGCAUGCUAAGAUCUGGAAUUUUUAUGUUUAGGUUGGCCAUGUUCAUUGACGUCCUUGCAAGCCUUGGAUCUCAAAGUAUGGUUAUUGUUUGAAGUCUUGCAUGGAAUCUCUGGGCAUGGUAUCUUGUCCUCUUUUUUUUUUUGGAUGCUGAACGGGUUUUAUAUUUUGUAUGGUGUAUUAAGAAAGUGCUGCUGUGCUUGGAUCAAAGCCGGCGAUGACAAACACAUUGUGCCACGUGAUUAAAAACAAAUCUAUAUUGAAUCAGCUUUGUGCUAUAUUUUUGUGAUUUUAAAGUUUUUUUUUCUCUUAAAAUUUCCUGAGGAAAUUUAUGGACAACUUUUGCAAUGCUCAAUAACCAUGUGUUCUGAUUUGCAUUCCAUACGUGAUUGUAUGAUGUUCAUUAAUAACUGGAAUAAGACAAAUCAAAGUUUUUUACAUAGAAAUUAAAAUUUACUUCAUUUAGACUAAGAAAUUAAAAAUUCAACCUUUUAAUUUGUUUGAAGUGCAAUUUUAUUGUUAAAAUUUAGGAAAUAAAUGAAGGUAUCUCAAUGAUUUAUGUUCAUAAAUAUGGCGAAGAGUUUAGGAAAUGAUCCUGCUUGUUCUGUUUUGACUUUUAGUAAAGCCAAUGUUUUCAACACUGUGUUUAUGGACCAGAAUUGUUGAUAUACUGAAGCUUGUCAAAGUGACUUGUAAAACUCAGUCAUGAUGCAUUUCAAAAAUAAAGAAAAUAAAAUUUUA
Molecule: messenger RNA, 3690 nt
Organism: Saccostrea echinata
Lineage: Eukaryota; Metazoa; Mollusca; Bivalvia; Ostreida; Ostreidae
Product: MAP kinase-interacting serine/threonine-protein kinase 1-like
Exons: 8
Coding region: 212-1675 (487 amino acids)
Biological process (GO): intracellular signal transduction; peptidyl-serine phosphorylation; protein autophosphorylation
Cellular component (GO): cytoplasm; nucleus
Molecular function (GO): ATP binding; calcium/calmodulin-dependent protein kinase activity; calcium-dependent protein serine/threonine kinase activity
Source: RefSeq, a predicted model, not a curated record